AUGCUGUCUUAUGAAAGGGGGCAUAAGAUACUGAUUGGGCAAUACCUUCAGCGGAACCAAACCAAAGCCUAAGGAGUUGAAGGGGGCGGCAUUGGUUUACCUGAGGCUGAGGUAUCUGCAAAGCUGCAGAAAUACGCAGCCGGAAGCUUUCGCUAUCAUCAGAUGAUCAGAACUCUGUCAUAUGGAAGAUGUUUUGUGAUGCAGCACUCAACUAGGCGCUAGCUGCAUGUGUGGGUGGGUCUUCCAGCACAGUUGCUUCGAGCCACUACACUACAGAGCACAGGGAAGCCAUUUUGAGCUAGGUUGAGCUCAGAGGAUUUUUGGUGAUUGGACUUCGACUUGGCAUUGCAACCUGCAUUGCUUCUGCUGCCUUGCACUUAUUUGCGGAUUGGCGCCCAUCCUGCAAGAUCCGAUUGCAGUUAGAAUCUAGGUUUAAGGACAAACACUUCGCCAUCUCGUCUCCCCAUCAAGAGAACCAGGAAGAGGCUGGAAACUUGGCCUAUCAGCUACUCGAUUGUCGCAAGUGACACUCACGAAGGCCUUUCAGUCAGUUGGCAGAGAGACAGUGGGGUUGCUUCUGUACAGCAUUGGAAGCUGUCCAGGUCAUAAGUGCAUUCCUGCCCGAGGAAUGCGGCAUGGCUACAACCCUGAGAACUGUCUCCUCUGGUACCUUUAGCAAUGGCAUAUACAAGACCGCCAGCUCUAGGAAGCGCUCCCAACAUUGUACUGCUCACCUAAGUGGUGCAGCAUUUUGCCGUCCGUCCAAAACUAUAGCCAGACAGCCUCUUGUCAACAUCCCGACGCAGCUUAGGUCCCCCUGUCUGAGAUUGAUCGAAAGCUUAGAGCUUGGCCGCAUUUCAGUUGUGCGGGAAAAUGGCAAGAUCUGUGCAGCAGCAGCUGGCGCCUCUUCCCCCAUGGACAAGGGAAAGGAACCAGGGGGGGCCUGGCUGGAGAAACUGACGGGGGCGCACUCUCCCCCUGCCAGCGACAUCUUCUGGGCAGCUCUAGGGGCGUUUGCUGGCAUGGCCUCUCUUUCUUACCUUGACCAGCAUCUGGUGCGCCGCGGCCUCACCCGCCUCACUAUUGGUCCAACAGCAGCCAUCGCUGUCAUCCUCACAGCGUCGCCAAAGGCACCUGUCGCAGCUAAAUGGAACAUCUUUGUCGCACAUAUGGGGGCGGCCAUUGCCAGUAUUGCCGCCCUUGCUUUGUUUGGGCCUGGCUGGCUGGCGCGCGCAGUGGGGGUUGCGGCUUCGGUGGCUUUCAUGCAGUUCACGGGGUCCCUUCAUCCUCCCGCCGCCGGGUUGGCGCUUCUGUUCGUCGACUCUGCCACGCACCAGUCCUUAGGCUGGCGCUACGUCGUCUUCCCCGGCCUUGCCGCAGCCCUCGUUCUAGUUCUCGUGACGGAAGCCGUCUCUCUUCUCCGACGAUCCUUCAGCUGACACAUACCAGCAGGACUUUUGUGUACACCUUAGAGUUAAUUAUGCUAAGGGGAUCUAGACCCGGUUCUGUCGGAAGAAACGAAAAGGAGACGCCAUGGGGUACCUCCGUGGGUUGUUUGCAAUACUCGAAGAUUCUUCAACAGUUUAAGUGGCAGGAUUAGGCGUUAAUUUGGGAAUCCCUCAAAUGGAACGAAUGGGUAAUAAGAUACAGUCAUCAGUCAUAAUCUAUUGGUCGCGUUGUGUAGAUUGAAACCUAGGAGUGUUGAUAAGUGUAGGCCGGUCUGGCAGGCUUGGUGGUCAAUUACUGGCUUAGAACAGGGCAGAAUGUGAUCAUCUAGUGCACGCUACACUCGAUGUCAAGCUGGCACUCGUGGCCUUGUACCUCAACAGUUUCUGGCCCUCGAUCGUUUAAGAUGUCAGGUACUCAUGCGCAUUUACUAAGAUAAUAAUCACGAUUCGUGAGCCUUUUCUCG
Messenger RNA from Klebsormidium nitens, 1912 nucleotides. NCBI's taxonomy places the organism in Eukaryota, Viridiplantae, Streptophyta, Klebsormidiophyceae, Klebsormidiales, Klebsormidiaceae. The record is from the annotation of a GenBank genome assembly.